Zophobas morio is the source of this 1851-nucleotide messenger RNA. Its product is annotated as cAMP-dependent protein kinase catalytic subunit alpha-like. The transcript is spliced from 5 exons. Gene Ontology annotation, molecular function: ATP binding; cAMP-dependent protein kinase activity. Gene Ontology annotation, cellular component: cAMP-dependent protein kinase complex. Lineage: Eukaryota; Metazoa; Arthropoda; Insecta; Coleoptera; Tenebrionidae. The coding region runs from base 146 to 1813 and encodes 555 amino acids. The record is from RefSeq and is a predicted model, not a curated record. Gene Ontology annotation, biological process: peptidyl-serine phosphorylation; signal transduction.
AGUAACGAUUGGGGGCCUUCCUUAUAGAAAAGUAAAAGAUUUAAGAGGGAGAAAUUUUCAAAACUAAGCCGAAGUUACUGCUGAACGGAAAUCUGAAAGCAUACUCAAGGAUUUUAUUAUUCAUUAUCGCCUUAGAAAAACUGAUAUGGAAAACAUUGAUAAUAAGAAAAGUGAUAUUUGUUACAUUCAAAAACGUCAUAAAAUAAACAAACCGACUAAUCUUCUUUUCUCGAAUUCAGGUUUAUUGACUGUAAAGAAAGCUGGUGAGAAGGGCGUUACUUCUUACAAUAGCGAGGAGAGAAAACUAUCCGAUUAUCAAGAGAUAAAAAAGGGAAAACCCAAGUUAAACAAAAACCACAGUUAUGGUAAUAUUUUUAGCCUUUGGAAGGAUAAUGCUCAUCGUUCCAAUGAAAAUGAACAAUCUUCUAGUGGAAAAGAGAAACCUAUACCUAGAACAACUAGUUUUAAAGAAGUAUGGGAAGCCGUUUCUCAUUUUCACUUGCCCCACGGUCACUCAUUCAAAUCUCGGCAUAAUUUAAAAUCUCCUCUUGGUACAAAAUUUCUUGAGAUGGGGCGGUUAGGAUUUAAUCACUUCACUGUUGUAAAACAAAUUGGUUCUGGUAGUUUUGGAAGGGUCUAUCUUUGUAAGCACAAGGUUACUGGAGAAUUAGUUGUCAUAAAAGCUUUGGACAAACGUUUUGUUGUUAAAACUAAACAAGAAAGUCAAGUAAUGGAAGAAAAACAUAUUUUAAAGCUGUUGGGACAACACGGUUGUCCCUUUACUGUAAAAGCCUUAGCAAGUUUUCAAGACCUAUACAUGCUUUACUUUGUUAUGGAGUACAUAGCUGGAGGGGAACUUUUUGCUCAUCUAGAGGCUGCUCGUCAUCACAGAUUUAGUGAAAAAAGAGCGAGAUACUAUGUCGCCGAAUUAAUUCUAGCCUUAAAAUAUAUGCACGAAAAAGAACACAUCGUUUACCGCGACAUUAAACCCGAAAAUAUGUUGUUAGAUAAAAAAGGCCACCUCAAAUUAAUAGAUUUUGGUUUUGCAAAGCAGCUUGGGGGAGAGGAAAAAACAUACACUUUUUGUGGCACCCCCGAUUAUCUUGCACCUGAAGUUAUUACGAGAAGGGGCUAUAAUUAUGAAGCUGAUUUAUGGAGUUUGGGGGUCUUGAUUUACGAAUUGGUAGUGGGACAUGCACCGUUCGUCACCGUGAAUCCACAUUCUAAGGAGGUUGACUAUAAAGCUAUUUUGACCGGACAAUUUUUUUUACCCUCUCAUCUUUCUACCGCCGUUAAAGAUCUUAUCGUAAGCUUGUUGCAGGUCGAUAGGAAUUAUCGUCUUGGGGCGAAAAAUGGAUUAUCUGACGUAAUGAACCAUCCCUGGUUCGCUGGGGUGGAUUGGGGAGGCAUGUUGAAGAAAACUGUUAAACCGCCAAAGCCUUAUCAUUUUAAAAAGGGGCUUGUUAAUAUCCAGCUUGGCGGUGGUAAACUGGAUCCCAGCAAACUUGGAGAUGUGGACCAAUCGCUUUUCACUCAUUUUGAUUUUAACUUGGAAACUGAGAGCGACUUAAGCGAUGACGUUACUUCAGCUUCUACACGUUGGAGCAGCAGCCCUCAGAUAGCAAAUGGCCAGGAUACUCAUCCUCCACUAUCCGCCAGCCAAGUAGGAAAAAGCCAGUUAUCCAGCCAUAGUGCCGAGCUUUUCCUUGUUAAGCCUGAUAAGGAAAGUAGAGGCCUCAAAAAAACUGUUGUGUUUUCUAUCGGGGGAGACGAAAGUGAAGAGUAUGGCAACAAAACUUCUGAACCCAAAUAAUUUUUUUUAUUGCGACUCUUUGGGUGGCAGAUUUUGUU